GCAAUUUUGGCUCAAGUUCAAACCGUGGGGCCUCGGCGGCUUGAACUUGCCCGAAACAGCAGUGAGGCCUCGGCCAAAGCAUCUACUAUGAGCUAUUGCCCCCUUAACAGACGUGCACCAAAGCACGCUCCGCGUCAUCUUGUGCGCGGCUAUCACACUGCAGCACUUUGCUGCAGUCAGUUGGUCGUUUCCCGCAGAUUCCACCAUGGGCCGCCGUGGUGUGCUGAAGCAGGAGAGGCGCGAUGUGCGUGGUGAGUCGUCUCCAUCGCCCCGCCUCCGCACAAGUUCUUCGAGGUCUCCUUCGCCCGCAUGUGGCCGUCGGCAGGCCAGCCGCAGUCCUCUCAGCCGUUCAGGUUCAACGAAGACAUCCAUGCGCAGCAGCGGGCGAAAAGUUCGACACCAUCAUGGGCAGCAUCCACAGCAUGACUCUGAAAUGGAUCCAAAACGCCGACGACGUGACAUCCCUUCGCUUCGCCGUCUCUACAAUCGCCACCAACUGUGGCGAGCUUGCGGGCCAUGUCGCCCAUGAUCCUCCAGUACGACUCCAAGCACAGUGAGCUAGAUAACCACUUCGAGUGUGCCAUGCGUGACCCAGAUGCGCGCAUCGGCAACAUGCACCAGGUUGUCUGUGGGCAGCAAAACGUCCACAUCGGCGACUCCCCCAUGACAAAGAACUCGUCCAUCCUGAACUCCACGUUCCAGACGCUGGAGCUGCAGCAGAUGACGCCGUUGCACGAGGCUCAGCAGAUCACCGAAAACCACGUUUGCGAGAUCCGGCCAUCACCUAUUCCGAAAUCCCCACACUCCAAUUCGAGACCCGCUGGUGGACAUCCAGCAGAUGAGCAUCAACAGCAGCAGGUUUGCAAGCUUGUUCUGCUUGGAUUUGCGCGACCUCUUGCUGGUGCUAUGCGGCUAGUUGGCUCGGCCUGUCGCGCGGCCUUCGCUCCCACAUCCGAUCGCCAGAAAAGGAUCGCUCCAGCUCUCUGCAUCGGCCAGCAAGAAACGCUGAUGCUCGAGGCUGCCAGUGCUGCAUCGAAUGCCCUGGGACAAUGAUUCCAGGUCUGGUGGUGCUUGGCCCCAUCCCGAUCCACUUCCCCUGUCCUCUUCGCACUCCCCUCGCCUCCGCAGGGACCUCGGCUUUCAUGGCCGCC
Prorocentrum cordatum is the source of this 1151-nucleotide messenger RNA. The record is from the annotation of a GenBank genome assembly. Lineage: Eukaryota; Dinophyceae; Prorocentrales; Prorocentraceae.